AUGCGUUUCUUCCCCACCAUCUACCUGGCCAGCGGCGCCAUCGCCGCUGUCGUUGCACCUCAUAACGACGAGCCCAACUGCAUCCUCUACCACCGCCCCGAGAUGGCCGAGGAGGCUGAGUGCGGCAACCGCGACAUCAUCAAGACCUGCUUCGAGAAGCUCGAGACCCAGGCCGUCCCCCAGCUCGAGGAGUGCUACAAGUCCGCCGGCUGCACAGACGACAAGGCCUCAAUCCUCGCCUUGGGCGCCGAGGAGCGCUGCCUGACCAAGAUCGCCGGCGGAGAGCUCCGAAAGCGCUCCCGCGGUGUGCUCGAGGCCCGCGCCCCCGAGCCUACCUACAUGGCCAGGGCUGACGAUCUUCUGGAGAACGCCCCCGGUCUCCUGGGUCGCGCCACAACCGCCUCCUCAAACACAGAUACCAUGAGCGGCUCCGCUUGCGUGACCGCCAGUCUCACCAAGGUCGAGACCUGCGAGCCCAGGAGCAGCGGCGGCGGCAGCACAUGUUCCGAUGUCGAGCAGACCAGCUGGGUCUGCACUCCAGGCUGGACCUGCAGCUUCAACGUCGAGGGCACCCACAUCUGCAUGGUCCUCCACAACAGCCUCGACAUCGCCGGCAUCAUCGUCGCCAUCGUCAUGGCCGUGGGUGCCAUCGCCGGUAUCGUCACCAUCACCUACCUGUGCAUCCAGAACAAGAAGGAACAGAAGCGUCUCUCCGCCAAGGCCGAGGCCACCGCACUCGCCCGUGCCGCCACCAAGAAGAAGCGUGCUGCCGAGCGCACUCCCCUCAACCAGGCCGUGUUGGGGAAGGGAGAACGCACCUGGGAAGUGUACAAGAGGAGGGCUCGCGUCGUGGGUGGCGAUAACCUCGAGCGCGGCGUUCACCUGGCGGUGUCCAGGCUGACGUUAUGA
Clonostachys rhizophaga is the source of this 909-nucleotide messenger RNA. NCBI's taxonomy places the organism in Eukaryota, Fungi, Ascomycota, Sordariomycetes, Hypocreales, Bionectriaceae. The record is from the annotation of a GenBank genome assembly.